GUUCCAGAACAGAAGUUGGACGUCACGUGAUUUUUAUAAAAAGAAAAUCUUUUGACGAUCGCAGCCUCUUUCUACGGAGUAUAUCUUUACAUCAAGCGAUAUGGACUCAGACACAUUACCGUCCAGAAUAGCAACUCUAGUCCACGAACAUUUCGAUGCCCUGCCCGCACGCAGCAAACCAACCAUCCACCCGGAUGGAUCGCGAGAAUGGAUCCCGAUGACGGGAAUUGUCGUUGUCAAGGGCGAAAACACACUGUCAGAAAAACUAACCUGUGUGGCUGUCACAACCGGAGCAAAAUGCGUAUCCGCUUCUCAAAUCCCUCAAUGUAGGGGUCUAGUUCUUCACGACUGCCACGCGGAGAUCCUAGCUAUUCGCGCAUUCAAUUACUGGCUUCUAAGUGAAUGUCGUGGUGUGUUGGGCCAGCAGUCAUCGCCAUACGUCCGCUGCCGCCAACACAACGAUAAUGAAAAUGGCGACUGGCCACCCCUAGAACUCCACCCUGACAUCAAAAUCUACAUGUACUGCACCUGCGCUCCCUGCGGCGACGCAAGCAUGGAGCUUUGCAUGGCGGCACAAGAAGACCCCACUCCAUGGGAGCUUCCAUCACCUGUACCCGCAGCAUCCAACAACACAGACACAGAGAAUAUUCCAAACGAAGCAACACUAAUCGGCCGCGCCCACUUCCAACUCCUAGGCGUCGUCCGCCGCAAACCCGCACGCACAGACGCAGAGUCCACGCGCAGUAAAUCAUGUUCUGAUAAACUGGCCCUGCGGCAGGUCUCCUCUUUACUAUGUCAGGAGACGAGCUUGCUGAUUGCGCCAACGGCGAAUGCCUACUUGGCUGGUGUUAUCUUGCCAGAGGAGGAAAUUAGUCGGGUUGCGUGUGAGAGGGCGUUUGGGGCGGAUGGGAGGAUGGAGGCCCUCCGUGGGCGGGGGUGGCCUAUCGCUACCCAUCGGGAAGAGGACAGCUCGGGAUAUGGGUAUCGGUUCCUGCCCUUUCAAAUCCUCUCCAUUCCCAGUGGUCAAAUAGACCGUCUUUACCCCUUCCGUAAACCACCACCCUGUCCAUCGGACGAUAAGCCCAGCAAACCAAAAACAAAACCAGGCAAUGUAUCGGCAAUCUGGACGAUCGCGCCAUCACACGCCUCUCCGUUACCAGAUCAUAACCCUAAAUCGCUGCCGAAGUUACGCGGUUCGAACACGGGCUUGUAUGAGACGGUGAUAAAUGGCGUGAAGCAGGGGAAUCGGGCGUUGGCGCCGCUGGCGAGGGGGGCGAGUGCGUUGUGCAGGGCGAGGUUGUGGGGGGUUGUUAGGGAUGUCUUGGUUUUAGGGCGGAAUGGGGAUGGGUAUGGGGGAGGUGCUUUAUGGAGGGAUGUUCUUGCGGCGGCUACGUAUGAUGAGUUUAAGAGUGUUCCAGAGUAUAUCGGAGGGGCUUUGAAAGCAAGAGGACAGGCUAUUAAAGAUGCCAGGAAAGUCUUGAAAGGAUGGGUCCCAAAUUCGGGGGAUGAGGAAUGGGGGAUAGAUGUUUUGAUUGAUCCCAAGAAGCAGAAGUGUUCGCAUUAAUGUGCAGUGAUUACGAAUUAUAUUAACGAGAAGAUUAACCAAUGACUAAUGGUACAAAACUUUUGUCUCCUGGCAGAUAGCUGGACUGUGAAUCCAUAGACAAGAACCGAAAUUACCUAUUAGACCCCGUAUGCAUAUACAUCGCUGGUCUUAGUAGAUGCCAGGGAUGAUCCGGCUGCGAACCAACGACGUAUACCGAUCCCAGUCAGCUCCAUACUUCUUCUUGCACUUCUCCUC
This is a messenger RNA of Aspergillus ruber CBS 135680, 1801 nucleotides long. RefSeq names its product tRNA-specific adenosine deaminase. Gene Ontology annotation, biological process: tRNA wobble adenosine to inosine editing. NCBI's taxonomy places the organism in Eukaryota, Fungi, Ascomycota, Eurotiomycetes, Eurotiales, Aspergillaceae. The transcript has 3 exons. Gene Ontology annotation, molecular function: tRNA-specific adenosine-37 deaminase activity; RNA binding. The record is from RefSeq and is a predicted model, not a curated record. The coding region runs from base 101 to 1564 and encodes 487 amino acids.